UUUUUAAUUUGUCUCAGUGCGAUCGAGCUGCUCGUAGGUACGGCCUCAGAGAAGCAUCAGAGACUGAAGACUGGACACUGUUUUGGACUGACUGCUCCGUGUCUCUAGACCGUGUUAAGGACAUGAAGCGUUACCAGAAAAUCAACCAUUUCCCAGGGAUGAGUGAGAUCUGCCGCAAAGAUUUACUGGCAAGAAACAUGAACCGAAUGCUAAAGCUUUUCCCCAAAGACUACAAUAUCUUCCCUAGAACGUGGUGCCUUCCUGCAGAUUACAGUGACUUCCAAGCUUACACCAGGGCCAAAAAAAACAAGACAUAUAUCUGUAAGCCAGACACUGGUUGCCAAGGCAAAGGCAUCUUCAUCACCAAAUCCAGUAAAGACAUUCCACCUGGAGAGCACAUGAUCUGCCAGGUUUACAUCUCCAGGCCUUUAAUAAUUGACGGGUACAAGUUUGACCUGCGAAUUUACGUGCUGGUGACGUCAUGUGACCCGUUCAGCAUAUUCAUGUUCAACGAGGGACUGGCUCGCUUCUGCACCACACAGUACAACGAACCAACGCACGGCAACGUGGAUGACGUGUGCAUGCAUCUCACCAACUACUCCAUCAACAAGCACAGUGAGAACUUUGUCCGUGACGAAGACACUGGCAGCAAACGAAAGCUGUCCACCCUGAACAAGCACCUGGAGUCCAUCAGCUGCAACACAGAGAAGCUGUGGAACGACAUCGAGGAUGUGAUCAUCAAGACUCUGAUCUCUGCUCACCCCAUCCUCAAGCACAAUUACCACACCUGCUUCCCCAACCACACCACUGGCAGCGCCUGCUUUGAGAUCCUGGGCUUCGACGUGCUGCUGGAUCACCGCCUCAGACCCUGGGUCCUGGAGGUGAACCAUUCCCCGAGUUUUACCACUGACUCACCGCUGGAUCGCGAGGUAAAGGAUGCCUUGCUGUACGACACCCUGGUUCUCAUCAACUUGGGCGCCUGCGACCGCCGCAAGAUCACGAAAGAGGAGAGACGCAGGGUGAAGGACAGGCUGCAGCAAAACCGCUCCAGAGAGGCCAGGUCGGAGGAGCUGCGUCAAUGCCAGGCAGCCACGGUGGAACAGAUGGAGAGGUACGAGGCCAAACACCUGGGAGGCUUUAAGAGGAUCUAUCCCAGAGAGGGAGGGGAGAAAUACGACAAGUACUUCAAACACAGCAGCUCGCUCUUCCAGGAGACUGCAGCGUCCAAGGCCAGAGAGGAGUGUGCCAGGCAACAACUGCAGGAGCUGCGUCUGAAGCAGGAGCAGAGAGACCAGAAAGGUGUUCGGAAGAGAGACUUGCAGGGGGAGACAGCGGGGGAGAGAGUCAAACCACGACGAGCAUCGACACAACCCCCCACCUCCAACUCUGACCCACUGCUGCCCCCUUUGUCCAGCGUGUCGGUGGAUCCUGAAGCUGCAGACGUCCAACAAGAAGAGAAGCAGCAGGAGGAGGUGGAGGUGGAGGAGGAGGAGGAGGGGGUGGCAGCAGCAGACAUGGAGGAGCAGGAGCGGGUUGACGCGCUGCUCCAGAGGAAGAAGCUGCUGCAGGACUUGGGGGUGGUGGAUCAGAUCCACCAGCUGCUGCAGGGCCGGAUAGAGGGAGGGGGAGUCCUGCAGGACGCCAAGGACACCUACACCCACCAGCAAAGUAAACAGACUCAGCAGAGACAACAGCAGAUAAAGUUGGACUCUCUGAUGCAGUUUUCCCACAGGAUGAAGCAGCAGCAGCAGCAGCAGCAGCCCUGCACUCAGACCUCACAGCAGCACGUCCACUCCCACAUGACUCAGCAGCGUUUGCUCAGGCCCACGCUGGACCAGAGGAGCCUGAACGAGUCCGGCUGCCUGCAGUACGAGCCCGAGAGCCACAACAGAAUGGGAGAAAUACGAAGGACCAUCAGCGCUCAGCGGAUUCACUGGCCAGCCAGCAGCUCCCUCACUGUGAGGCAGGACAGCAGGAGCAGCUCCUACACCGACGCCCGGUCCCGUCCCAGCAUCCCCAUCAUAAACCAUGUCCCUAAAGGAGGCCUGCGCUGCGCCUACAUGUCCCAUGACCCCGCCGCCCUGCAGAGCCUGCUCGUCAUCUCCACUCGAGCCCCGCUGGUCAGGAGGCCUGGCUUCUCUCACAUCGUCAGAAACUCCUCCCGCAGGGCCCCCCAGCACAGUAAAGGGCAGUGAGGAGCAGGGACCCCCUGACUCCUGAACCCCCCCCGUAUCCCCCUCUCCUAACCAGGAGAGUCCAGACCUGCUGCAGGCCAACGCUCUCACGCCGACUCUGCUCCAGAUUUAAAUAUAAUUUAGAGAAAUAGGACCUGAGGAGAGCUGGAGGUAGAGAGGCAUUAAACUGUGAUAAUGCAGGAAUACACUGUGCCUAUGAUACAUGAUUUUAUAUCUGGACACCUGCAGUUUAUGCUGCUCGCCACUGUACAGUCUAACCUGCAGCACUGCAGAAACAACAUAAUGACUUUUUAACAUUUUCUACCCACUGUGUGUGCAAAGAUAUGUGUAAUAUUUUGCUCUGAGGACAAAUCAUCCCAAACAAACCUCACCUUUAGUGCCAAAAUAAAAGCAGACAGGCCUCAUUUAACAUGUGAGUGAUCCCAAUCUGCUCAUCCUCCUCUGAAAAUACAACAGAAUCUCCUGAACUCAUUCAUUACUGGGUGUUUAUAUGAUUCAGUGAAAUCAAAUUAGAUUCAGAUUCAUGACUAUUAAAGUAUUAUUGAAGAUUUAAUUUGAAAAUAACAUUAACUGAGGGUUGUCGUUAAAUAAAAGCCUGAUGCUUCUUA
Lates calcarifer (barramundi perch) is the source of this 2803-nucleotide messenger RNA. It is a transcript of the gene ttll6, whose product is annotated as tubulin tyrosine ligase-like family, member 6. The transcript has 13 exons. The coding region runs from base 123 to 2195 and encodes 690 amino acids. The record is from RefSeq and is a predicted model, not a curated record. Gene Ontology annotation, cellular component: cilium. Gene Ontology annotation, biological process: protein polyglutamylation; microtubule cytoskeleton organization. Lineage: Eukaryota; Metazoa; Chordata; Actinopteri; Centropomidae. Gene Ontology annotation, molecular function: tubulin-glutamic acid ligase activity; tubulin binding.